Molecule: messenger RNA, 465 nt
Organism: Caenorhabditis remanei
Lineage: Eukaryota; Metazoa; Nematoda; Chromadorea; Rhabditida; Rhabditidae
Exons: 3
Coding region: 1-465 (154 amino acids)
Source: RefSeq, a predicted model, not a curated record
AUGAUUGAACCGCAAAUGGUCGAAUUAGUCCAUUUAGAAGGUGAAUGCGUGUACGAGAACGAUAAGAAGGAGACGCAGGACGACACUUCAUCCCUUCUCUUCCAAGAAAUUCAGCGGUUGAUUUGGAGAAUCUAUGUAGACGCAUGUUCCAAUAUUGGUUACAGGAUAGCCUGGAAAGCUCGUAAUAAGAAGGAAUAUAAAAAACGACUGACCAGGCAAAAAGUUACUGUAAUCCAACGUGGAUCCAUCAUCCCAAAUGCAUCUGUUGUGAAUGAAACAAACAUUGAGUUGGAAGUAGACUGGAAGAUCUUCGCGUGUGCAGGCCAGCUUCCACUAACAACUCCAAGCACUGGACUUCCUAGAAGUGGACCAUCUCGAACUACAAUGUUAUCACAGCAUUGUUCAGUAUCAACUGCUCCGAAAUCCAAUUUGAUUCGAUAUCCUCCAUUGGUUGACAAGUGGUAG